UGGGAAUUUCUGGAAAGCUAAUGCUGCAGACAAACCCAAAGUAAAACCUACAAAAGCUAUCUGGGCGCAGAGCAUGGUGCACAAAACUAUGAUGGCAGGAACUUCAAGAACUCUCCUUUCUGUCUCUCUUCUUUCCUCAACCAAACAUUUCACACGCAACCCAUUCAUCAAACUCCCUGAACCCUCUAGGGCUUCACCAGGGUUUAAGCUUUUUUGUACUGCCCCAUCCCUAGUCCCCACAAUCUCUGAAUCAGCUGACGAUUUGAAACAGUCCAUGCUACUUGAAAGGCUCAGAAUAAGACAUCUUAAGGAUUCUGCUAAGACCCAUUCUUCAUCAUCACCCUCUAGGCCUCGAGAAAACCUGGCUGUUUUGGUUAAAGAGAGUGGAGAUAAGGGGAGGAAGAAGAAGAAAGUUGUGGUGGAUAGUUUUGAGGAGUUGGGUUUGAGUGAAGAAGUGAUGGGUGCUGUUAGAGAAAUGGGGAUUGAAGUUCCUACUGAGAUUCAGUGUAUUGGGAUUCCUUCCGUUUUGGAAGAGAAGAAUGUGGUUUUGGGUUCUCAUACUGGCUCUGGCAAGACUCUUGCUUACAUGUUGCCACUUGUUCAGUUGCUGAGGCGGGAUGAGGCAAUGUUAGGUAUGCUAACAAAGCCCAGGCGUCCUCGAGCCAUUGUUCUAUGCCCCACAAGGGAGCUAUCUGAGCAGGUUUUUCGUGUGGCAAAAUCUAUCAGCCAUCACGCAAGAUUUAGGUCUACUAUGGUCAGUGGCGGAGGCCGGCUAAGACCACAAGAGGAUUCUUUGAAUAACCCAGUUGACAUGGUAGUUGGGACCCCUGGCAGGGUCCUUCAACAUAUUGACGACAGGAACAUGGUUUAUGGUGACAUCAAAUACUUGGUUUUGGACGAGGCAGACACUAUGUUUGACCGUGGCUUUGGUCCUGACAUUCACAAGUUUCUUGGUCCACUAAAAAACCGUGCUUUGAAACCCAAUGGUCAAGGAUUUCAAACUAUUUUAGUUACUGCUACGAUGACUAAGGCUGUGCAGAAACUGAUUGAUGAGGAAUUUCAAGGAAUUGAGCAUCUACGAACGUCAUCGCUGCACAAGAAAGUAGCAUCUGCUCGGCAUGAUUUCAUCAAACUUUCAGGUUCUGAAAACAAGCUGGAAGCAUUGCUGCAGGUUCUCGAGCCUAGUUUAGCCAAGGGGAACAGAGUGAUGGUGUUCUGUAAUACAUUGAACUCUAGCCGUGCUGUAGAUCAUUUUCUUGGCGAAAAUCAGAUAUCUACUGUCAAUUACCAUGGCGAGGUGCCUGCAGAACAGAGGGUUGAAAACCUGAACAAGUUCAAGAGCAAUGAUGGAGAUUGUCCCACAUUGGUUUGCACCGACUUGGCAGCUAGAGGACUGGACUUGGAUGUUAAUCAUGUCAUCAUGUUUGACUUUCCCUUAAACUCUAUUGACUACCUUCAUCGCACUGGAAGAACUGCACGAAUGGGUGCCAAGGGGAAAGUAACAAGUUUGGUGGCUAAAAAGGACUUCUUGUUGGCUGAAAGGAUCGAGGAAGCAAUAAGAAAGAACGAGAGUUUGGAAUCUCUUACAGUUGAUAAUAUCCGAAGGGAUACUGCAAGGGUUCGGAUUACUGAGCAGAAGGGGAAGAGUGUUAAGCUAAUUAAGGUGUCAAAUCAGAAAAACAAGGCUAAAGAUGUGUCUGUGAACACAUCCGGGGGGAAAUCUACAACUGCAGUAAAAUCACGCACUCCAGCCAAACCUUUGAAGAAAGUGUCGGUAAAAUCUCACAGUCCAGCCAAACCUUCAAAGAAAAUGGUCGGGAUCUCAAAAAGCUCGAAGGCUGCAAAAACAUCUGCAGUAGGAAAGAAGAAGAGCACUAGCACGAAUUCUAUGGGGAAAAAACUGAAGGGUUGGUUUUAGGGGACAAGCUUCCUCGAGCAAGGGAGAAUCAUUUAGGCCUAGUUGAUUGUGGUCAAAUUUCAGGUUUCUGCAAAUGGCUUUUAACAUGUAAGAAUCAUUAAUAUAAAAAAAGGAACUUACAUUA
Molecule: messenger RNA, 2042 nt
Organism: Hibiscus syriacus
Lineage: Eukaryota; Viridiplantae; Streptophyta; Magnoliopsida; Malvales; Malvaceae
Product: DEAD-box ATP-dependent RNA helicase 39-like
Exons: 9
Coding region: 74-1918 (614 amino acids)
Molecular function (GO): nucleic acid binding; RNA helicase activity; ATP binding
Source: RefSeq, a predicted model, not a curated record